Messenger RNA from Rotaria sordida, 891 nucleotides. The record is from the annotation of a GenBank genome assembly. Lineage: Eukaryota; Metazoa; Rotifera; Eurotatoria; Philodinida; Philodinidae.
AUGAGUGCACAUAACGCAUUAUGCUCAUCUACUUCAUCAAUCGAUCUAAAUAAUUUAUCUCCAAUUCAAGUUUUCAUUAGAAUUAAACCCAAUAAUUCAAACGAUCAAAAUGAAACAAUUCCAUUUAAAUAUUCUAGCAAUAAUACAAUUCUUACCCUACCUAAUUCACCUCCAUUGUCAUUUGAUAAUGUGUUUCCACCUCAAUCAACUCAAUAUGAUAUAUUUGAAUCAAUUAUUCCGUUUCUUCAUUUACCAUUAUAUGGUUAUAAUUCAACUAUAUUUGCAUAUGGUCAAACAAAUAGUGUUGCUGAUUUAAUGGGGAUCAUACCAAGAACAAGUAGAUAUUUGUUUGCUGCUAUACAUAAACUCACAUCAUCAUCUCCGUCUAUACAAUAUCAAGUACGUGUGAGUUAUUUAGAAGUAUAUAAUGGUCGUGUUUAUGAUUUAUUAAGAAAGAAUGAUAAUAAAAGUAACAACAGGCUGCAUUCUCUGAGUAUUCGUGGAGACAAUCAGGGUAAUAUAAAUGUUACGGAUGCAGUAGAAAUACCUGUACAUAAUAGUUUAGAAUUAGAGAAUAUAUUAAUGCAAGGUAAUCAAAGACGUGCAACUGCAUUUACAUAUAUGAAUUCAGCAUCAUCAAGAAGUCAUGCUUUACUAAUUAUAUGGGUAGAAAGAAGAGAACGAUCAACAUCAUCAUUAUCCAGAGAAUAUACAUCUUAUUUAGGUCGUUUAAAUUUGAUUGAUUUAGCCGGUAGCGAAGAUACUUCACGUUCAAAAGCUGAAGGUGACAGAUUUCGUGAAGCAAUUAAUAUUAAUACUGAAUUAUUUCAAUUAAGAAGAGUAUUAGAUGCACUGUCAGCAUCUUCAUCCUAUGUUCCCUACAGGGAUUGA